CCUGCUCGCUGGCUGCCACACACACACACACACACACACUGACUAUCCCACAGACCUCCGCCCCUGCAGCCAUGCCGCCGAAACACGGGCAGCACUUCGGAUUUUACCCCGAAAGCCCUUAGAGAAGGAGAAGCCCGGGCUCGCCUCGCGGACUUAGCAGACCCCAUAACAGGGCACUUCCGCAGUCCAGGCGGUGUGUGUGUGUGUGCAGCCAUUAGCUGGCGUGUAUGGGAGUGAACUGGAGGAAAGCGAGGAGCUGAGGAGGAGGUCUGAAUUGUCCAGCGGCAUUCAGAUAGAGGAGCCAUGACUGAAGGGGAAGGACAUUUUUACAGCGUGCAGGUGGGGGACUCCACCUUCACAGUGCUGCGGCGGUACCAACAGCUCCGCGCAAUCGGCUCCGGGGCGCAGGGCAUCGUCUGCUCUGCUCUGGACACUGUCUUGGGCAUCCCUGUAGCUGUAAAAAAGCUCAGCCGGCCUUUUCAGAACCAGACCCACGCCAAACGAGCCUACAGAGAACUGGUGCUGCUCAAAUGCGUCAAUCACAAGAACAUCAUUCGUUUACUCAACGUCUUCACACCUCAGAAGUCUCUGGAGGAGUUUCAGGAUUUGUAUCUGGUGAUGGAGCUGAUGGAUGCCAGCCUGUGUCAGGUGAUCCACAUGGACCUGGACCACGAGAGGAUGUCCUACUUGCUUUACCAAAUCCUGUGUGGCAUCAGACACCUGCAUUCUGCUGGUAUCAUCCACAGGGACCUGAAGCCGAGUAACAUAGUGGUGAAAUCAGACUGCACUUUAAAAAUCCUAGACUUUGGCCUGGCCAGGACCGCCUGCACCAACUUCAUGAUGACUCCAUACGUGGUGACCAGAUACUACAGAGCGCCGGAGGUCAUUUUAGGCAUGAAAUACAAGGAGAAUGUGGAUAUUUGGUCAGUGGGCUGCAUCAUGGGGGAGAUGGUGAAAGGCAGUGUUAUAUUCCAAGGCACUGAUCACAUUGACCAGUGGAAUAAGGUUAUCGAGGUGCUGGGAACUCCUUCUCUAGAGUUCAUGAACCGUUUGAUGGAGACAGUGAGGAACUAUGUGAUGAACAAGCCACAUUUCCCUGGAGUCAGUUUCAGUGAGCUCUUCCCAGACUGGGCUUUCCCGUCAGAGACCGAGCACGACAAACUUAAGACCAGUCAAGCUCGGGACCUGUUGUCAAAGAUGCUGGUAAUCGAUCCAGAGUCUCGCAUCUCUGUCCAGGAAGCCCUGAAUCAUCCCUACAUCCAUGUGUGGUACGACCCAGCUGAGGCUGAUGCGCCCCCACCUCAAAUCUCAGACAAACAGUUGGAGGAGAGGGAACACAGCAUAGAACAGUGGAAAGAGCUUAUCUAUAAAGAGGUGAUGGACUGGGAAGAGAGGAACAAAAACGGUGUCCUAAAGGAGGAGUGCUUAGUAGAUGGUGUGGUGAACAGCAGUGCUACAGCCUCUCAGUCCUCGUCCAUUAAUGACAUCUCGUCUAUGUCCACUGAGCAGACGCUGGCCUCAGACACAGAUAGCUCCUGCAUCGACACCAUCGCUGGGGGAUUAGAGGAGUGACUGUGAGCCUCUGUACUCCAAAGCACUCUCUCUCUAUCUUUCUCUCUCUCUUUCUCUCUCUCUCUGUAUUCCUCCUCCACACAUUUUUCCAGAUGGCAGUGUGGGCCCUGACUUGUUCCAGACAGACAGGCUGUGACACUCUGGGGCUCUUCUCUCACAGAAUCAUUUUUCGCCUAGUUUCUUUGCAUUCAGUUACGUUCCAUAGCCUAAUCGGUUGAGAAGUAAGUCUAAGUACAGAUUUUAGAGCAGGAAAUGAAAAAGUUCCUGUAGCUAUGGCCUGUGAGGUAAAUUUGAUCUGAAUUCUUUGGUGGAAAUGUGCCUAAGGAUUUCGGAGUUCCUUCAGAGGUUCCUGAAGUGGAAAUAUCCUUAUUACUUAAGUGGAACAGAGUUGGAAAACUAGAUUACUGAAUUUAUUUUUCACAUUAAACUUGCCUAUUAGCUUACUGUUUACAUGUAGGCAUGUGGAAACAACUUUUACAUUUUAUCCCUUAUUCAGUUUAAAAUUUUCUGCUAAUGGAAUAGAAGAAAUGUAAACUGUAAUGAACUUUUACCUAGAAUUAUAACCAUGAAGUUCAUGGUACUUUCUUUAAUCACUACCCUCCCCUCUCUUCCUAAGUUUCUUUCUCUUUCUCUUUCCCUUCCACGUAGCUGAUAUUAGCUUUCAUAUUCUCACUCAAGAAGCACAGACACUCCUGGAACACGCUAAUCAACGGCAAGUUCCCUCUUCUGGAAAUGUUAAAGUUCUCAACGCUCUGUUUAAAGUAUUGCAUGCCACUCAUCUUGAACUCUUAAAGUAUAUGUUUACAGGCCCCCUGAUUAUGCCUGAAUACUUACGAAAUGGUAGUGCCUGCCUCUGUAUAUAGACACGAUACACCAUGUUUUCAAUCAGAGAACUUGAUAAUGCAUCUCACUCAUAUAGGGUGUAGCCAUGUAUAUAGAUUAUGUGUAAAUUUUUUGUGUGUUGUGGAAACCUGAUUUUACAGCUUCUCUAAAUAUGGUUUAGCGAAAGUACUGUAUGCCAUACACUUUAUUUCAAAACAGUAUCUAUUGUUGGGAAUUGGGUUUGUUGCAGAAGAAAGAGAAAGCUGCACCCUGAGUAACUAGAAGUGGUCAUAUUGAUGGUGGUACGUAUUGAUGAGGAACGAUAAAACUGUGGAAGCAGCGCACAAAUUUUCCUUUCUGUAUCAUUCCAAAAAGAAUUCUGCACAACCUGUGGCGUUCAUAAAUAAUUUGUGAGAGUUGUACAUAUAAGCUCAAAGCAGACGAUUGCCUUUUUAAUUUUCACAAAGCCCAUAAGGAUGUUUUGCAAAUCAAUUUGUAUCUUUUUUUAGUCACUUAUUGAAGACCAAUGCCCUUUUACGGAAAGAAAAUUAGCUUUAUUUUAUACGAAACGCUUCAGAGAGAGAUCAUAUUGUUCCCCUGUGUAUGCAUUCUGCAUUUUCACUGCAUUUAGUCAUUGGCAUGCUGUGGCAGAACACAGCAAGUAGCAAUGUAUUAUAAAUCUCUAGUCCUGUUAACACAAUAGCAUGUGCUUCACAUUGAGCAGUCCAUUGUUACUUGUCUGUCCAGUUUUUAAUUUUUGCCCUGGGAAGGGAACCAACACUUACCAUUUUCUGUGCUGAGACUUGAAAACAAAAAUAACAAACUAUAAAAUUCCAUUGUAUGAUAUAGCUAUUAUUUUACAGAAAUGCAUGAAAGCCGUCGUUCAGUGCAAAUCUUACUUAUAGGUGCAUACCAGGAAUGUUUCUUCUAAAGGUGUCGUUGAAGAUCAUUUCUUCAGUUAUAAAAAUGACUGUAAGCCUCGUUAUUGACUCAUCUGGACAUGAACAUGUCUGGCUUCAUCUUAAUGCGGUGUGUACACACCCCAGGCUUGCUCUGAUGGACUUUCGGAAUGGACCUACAUUGAUUGAUGCACGCAGAAGUGCAGCCUCGGCAUCAUGAACGUUCCUCAUGCCUUAAUAUACUCGCCAUUUCUUUUCCAGUCUGGUCUGACAAUUAAGAAGCUUUAGGUGGAUGGACAGAAUGAUUGAAGACAUUAUCUGUCACCAGGCAGCAUUAUUUGCUCUUGCACAAUAGCUUUCUCAUUCAUACACAUUUCUAUAAAAUUGCUGUAAAAUAGCCUCAAUAUGAGAUGCAGGUGUAUGUGACCUCACCUGGUUUUUCUUUUCAUAAUAGUAGCACGGUAAUAAUGUACUCUGAUACAUUAUGUAUUGCAAUAGUGCACUGUUGGUGGUUUUUUUUUUUCCCUCUAAACUUUCACAGGUUAGCUUGUUUGUUAAAGAACAUGAAAUCUGCAAGCACUUUUUUGUGAACAAAAGUGAGCUUUGUGGUAUUAAAUCCUAGUACAAGCUGACCACUAACUCUCUUAAGGGCUUACCGGUGUUUCAGAGGGUAUGUCUCUGACAUUUUUGUCACUUUGACAAUCUGUAUUGCUAGAGAUGGGACCAGUCAUUUUUUUUUUCUUUCCACAUUGGUAUCCGCUCAAGUUUCCCCAACUUAAUUUCUUCAUCACUCGAAAAUGUUUCUGGGAAAACCUAUUAAAUAUCUUAACUGCUAUGUAUGAAUAAUACUCUUACUGCUUCUUCGUGGUUCCUGUUGUUGUGUCAUGUAUGGAUGUGCUCCUUGUGGGUUGUUGCGAACGAAAACUCCUAGUGAGUUUCCGUCAUUAAACCCUGUCUGAAACAUAUGCAAAAUCUCAAACAGGAUUAUAGGUCUGCUGCAACUGAGUGUCCAAUCCAUUCAUUUCUAUGUGAGGGGGCAAAAAGAAAUAAUCUGUAACAAAUUGCCAAAUAAAACACUUUAAAUUAA
Molecule: messenger RNA, 4380 nt
Organism: Pangasianodon hypophthalmus (striped catfish)
Lineage: Eukaryota; Metazoa; Chordata; Actinopteri; Siluriformes; Pangasiidae
Gene: mapk9
Product: mitogen-activated protein kinase 9
Exons: 12
Coding region: 304-1572 (422 amino acids)
Biological process (GO): JNK cascade; protein phosphorylation
Cellular component (GO): nucleus; cytoplasm
Molecular function (GO): JUN kinase activity; ATP binding
Source: RefSeq, a predicted model, not a curated record